Molecule: messenger RNA, 4120 nt
Organism: Vollenhovia emeryi
Lineage: Eukaryota; Metazoa; Arthropoda; Insecta; Hymenoptera; Formicidae
Product: diacylglycerol kinase theta
Exons: 18
Coding region: 244-3225 (993 amino acids)
Biological process (GO): lipid phosphorylation; intracellular signal transduction; diacylglycerol metabolic process
Molecular function (GO): ATP-dependent diacylglycerol kinase activity; nucleic acid binding
Source: RefSeq, a predicted model, not a curated record
GACGACGGUACGACGGUGCGACGACUGGGCGGCCAGCGUGCGGCCAGCGACGACGAGUACGACUACUACUACUUCCACUACCACCAGCGGAGCAGCUGCAGCAGCAGCGCAGUUAUGUACGCGUACGGUUCCGAGAUCACGUAGUGUCGGGCGUGUAAUUAUGUUGUCAUCGUCGCGCGGCGCGCCCUGCGUAGCUUCACGGUGAAAAUCUGGCGUGAACGGUUCCGCGGUGGAACGGGGAAUAUGGCGUCGGUCUCGGCCGAGACUCCAGCCAGCCAUGGGCACAGCUUCAGUAAGAAAACGUUUCACAAGCCGACGUACUGCCAUAGCUGCACGGACAUGCUCUGGGGCCUCAUACAGCAGGGGUACAUCUGCGAAGUGUGUAACUUCGUGGUGCACGACCGCUGUCUCAAGGCCGUCGUCUCUCCCUGCUCCAGCAUCGCGGCAAGCCUGAUUAAGAACCCGGUUGCACACUGUUGGUCCGAACAAGUACAUCGCAAAAGGAAAUUCUGCAACGUCUGUCGGAAGCGGUUGGAUGAUAAUCUAUCCAUACACUGUGAAAUAUGCGAGUACUUCGUGCACGUAGAAUGCCAAGACUUCGCGGUGGCAGACUGCAAGGAGAAUGCCACAUACAUACCUGGGAAGGAUCUGUCAGCAGUGAAGCACACUCAUCAUUGGCGGGAAGGCAAUCUUCCGAGCAGCUCGAAAUGCGCCGUAUGCAAGAAGAGUUGUUUUACUGCCGAGUGCCUUGCCGGGUUUCGUUGCGAGUGGUGCGGCAUGACGUUGCACGCGUAUUGUUACAAGAAUAUCCCCCAAGAAUGCACCUUUGGUAACUUGGAACCAAUUUACCUGCCGCCACACGCAGUUAGUAUUCCGCGUACCGAAGUUCCCAUGGAAGCCAUCAUUGGAGUAGAAGUGCGUCGUAAAGAAGUGCUGGCGCGUGAGUAUUCUUGCCAACACAUCGGAGAGCAAUUCGAUUUCGCUGAGAGUGAACAAAACGGGGCUGCAGGCCGCCUAGCCGAAGCUUUGAGGCGCCUUUCGCUAGUUUUGCCACGUAGCUGCCAUGGAAAUUGUCAUGCUUCCCCUCCUUAUGUUCGAGCGCGGAGCAUAUCAGAGGAAUUUGGUAGCGAUCCAAGGUAUCGUGACAAUGGAGAACCGACACAGGGCGCAGCGCAUGGCCGUGAUCCGCGUUCUCCUAAAGAGAAAGAAGAUAAAGAAAGAGGUGACGAAGAGAUGAUUAAGGUGUACGAUGGCAACAAUUCCUUGAGGCGAAGAAUAUUUCGGGUAAUUUCGGUACCCAGGCAGGCUACGACAGAGCAGGUUCUCACAUCGGCACUGCGCGCAUUUCACAUCACGAAAGAUCCUAGUAACUUUUACUUAACUGACCUGUAUGCCGCGGAGGAAACUGAGUUAGGUGACCCAACGCCUGUUUUAAAUUUAAAUCGUAAAGAAGGCAAACGUCCCGCUGUGUUCUUGCGAUUUAAAGAUAACGACAGCGGAGAGGUACGGGUUUAUCCCGGCAGAUUGCAGGUAUCAGAGUCAUUCUGUAUAGUACCUGUCACCGAAGCAACAACCGUCGCAGACUUAAUAAACGAGGCACUGGAAAAGUUCGGCUUACAAAAUUUUAAUUGUGAUGACUUUAGGUGCAGUGAAAUUCUUUUAGACCGUGGUGUAACGGAAAGAGUUUUGUCUUGGGAUGAAAAACCCUGGGACAUCGUUAAAAUGCUGGGAAAAGAUUCUAUUAGACAAAUGGAACUGAUGCGAUUCUAUCUACAACUAAAGCAAGAUCCCCAUGGACCUAAUUUGGCAUUAUUCGUGGGCAACCUACCGCAAAAUCUUUCCGAAAGAAAUUAUGAAAACAUGCUAACGGAACAUUUAGGAAAAGAAAAUAUGUUUUCAUCAAUCGGCCCAAUUUAUUACGAAUAUGGUUCAGUGGUUAUCAUAUACGAGGAUUUGGAUACAGCGGUUAGAGCAUUAUAUACGUUGCGAGAAAAAAAAUGUGAAGACAAACUCCUUUUAGUAAUGAUUCUACCAAGUAUCGAGCCAAGUAUGGUACCAACGGGCGUCCAACCACUGCUCGUGUUUGUAAAUGUAAAAUCUGGUGGUUGCCAAGGACUCCAGCUAAUUUCUAGUUUUCGUAAACUAUUAAAUCCUUAUCAAGUGUUCGAUCUUGAUAAUGGCGGACCUCUCCCAGGACUUUACGUUUUUCGUCACAUAAAGGACUACAAGAUAUUAGUUUGUGGUGGUGAUGGAACGAUAGGUUGGGUAUUACAAUGUUUAGAUAAUGUGGGUCAGGAUAGCCAAUGUUCUUCUCCCGCUUGUGCUAUUGUACCUUUGGGAACGGGAAACGACCUUGCUCGUGUAUUAUGUUGGGGUUCAGGCUACACGGGUGACGAAGAUCCACUAAACUUGCUGCGAGACGUUAUCGAUGCGGAAGAAAUAAUAUUGGACAGAUGGACCGUAGUUUUUCAUCCGGAAGAAAAGGAGCAAACUCAAGUGGUUUGUAACGCUGCAGCUUCUCAGCAAGUAGCAUCGCGCCAUUUGCAUAUUACUACAGGCGCUGGUACUAGCGAAGACAAUACGCAAAUAUAUGUGAUGAAUAAUUAUUUUGGCAUUGGCGUCGAUGCGGAUUUGUGUCUGGACUUUCAUAAUGCGAGGGAGGAAAAUCCUAACAAGUUCAAAAGCAGAUUACGAAAUAAGGGCGUGUACGUAACGAUGGGUCUGCGUAAAAUGGUCAGGCGUAAACCGUGCAAAGAUUUACAUAAAGAAAUUCGAUUAGAAGUGGACGGUAAAUUGGUCGAGUUACCGCAAGUGGAAGGAAUAAUAAUUCUGAACAUUUUAAGUUGGGGUUCUGGUGCUAAUCCUUGGGGACCAGAUACCAAAGAAGAUCAAUUUUAUACACCGAAUCAUUGGGACGGCAUGUUGGAGGUUGUCGGAGUCACAGGCGUUAUGCAUCUUGGACAGAUACAGUCGGGUUUACGUACGGCUAUGAGAAUAGCGCAGGGUGGACACAUAAAAAUUCACUUAAACUCAGAUAUACCUGUACAAGUAGACGGUGAACCGUGGGUUCAGAGUCCCGGAGACAUUGUGGUCUUGAAAUCUGCUCUCAAGGCCACGAUGCUGAAGAAGACUAAGGGUAAAAUGAAGCGGCGUAACACGGAAUCCAGCAUGCAGUUGGCGCUUCAGGCCGCACCGUCGAACGAUCCGGACGAAGACAUCUUCUGAGUGAACAAACAUUAUGUGAAAGUGAUCGGACACGUCGCGCGGUAACGCAAGGCACGUAGCCACGUUAGAGAACGUUUGUGAUCGACUAGCGUACGUAACAAAACCAAAAAUCGGCCUCGAAAUCGUCCGACUAACUUAAUCGACGAACUUAACAUAAGUACUUACAACGCGAAGAGGAGGAGAGAAACAAAAGUACACUCGUGGACGGGCGAGAGGGGACGGGUAGAUAAGGUUUUCAGAUACACCGGACACAACAUAUAUACAGCAUAAAAAAAAUCCAUUAUCCACUCAAUGAUUCUUAAUGUUUGUUCUUACAUUAAUAGAGGAUGAAACUAGAUCUCAUUUUUAAAUGUUAAAUAAUUCUAGCACCGUACGUAGCUCUUAUCGAUCGAUAUUUUUUUAGUAAAAUUAUAAUAGAUUUUAAACACACAAUGACACACACCGCGCGCGCGCACGCGCGCACACACACACACACACACACACACACAAAUCAACCAGUAUCGGAGGAAGUUGAAACGCGCUUACGGCGUGCUUACGUGACGACCGUUGAUUUCCAUUUACGUUCCAAGCUUGGUAGUCUUCGAGGAAGAGGGAGAGAGAUCAUAAUUGUGUAUUACGUUUCGUAUGGUAUUCUACCGAUCCUAUGCAGUAUUAUAUCGUAUAUUACGAUACGAAACUUGUAUCGCGCACGAUAUAAAACCACAAACAAGGUCAGUUGUUAAUAAUACAUUAUAUAUAUAUAGAGAAUAUUUAUGAUUAUAAAUAUUAAUAUAUUUACAUAAUAUUGUAUUAGUAUUACGGUAUUAAGUUGUGAUAAUUGUUAUGUAUGUCUGACUGCUGGGCAGUCUGGAAUUCGCUGAAAACCAGUGGCAGUCAGUUUUUUUCUAGGAUACAG